GUGUUCAUCUUCGGCGUCAACUUCAACGAGAACAAGCUCGUCAAGAAAGCCCUUGAAUCCUUCUACGCCCUGGGGCCGCAAACAUCAGCGCGCAUCCUGGCCAAGUACUGCAUCCACCCGCGCGCGAAGGUGGGAACCCUCCCGCCCAAGACCGUCACAGCCCUGACCGCCGAGCUGUCAACAAUGACGAUCGAGAAUGAAGCGAGGAAGAUAGUCCAAGACAACAUCAAGCGGUUGCGUGACAUUGGGACAUACCGCGGCAGGCGACACGCCAUGGGCCUGCCAGUUCGCGGCCAACGGACGAGGAACCAAAUCAAUACCGCCAGAAAGCUCAACAAGGUCGAACGGAAGGGUUAG
Molecule: messenger RNA, 357 nt
Organism: Thermothelomyces thermophilus ATCC 42464
Lineage: Eukaryota; Fungi; Ascomycota; Sordariomycetes; Sordariales; Chaetomiaceae
Exons: 2
Biological process (GO): translation
Cellular component (GO): mitochondrion; small ribosomal subunit; ribosome
Molecular function (GO): structural constituent of ribosome; RNA binding
Source: RefSeq, a predicted model, not a curated record